Molecule: messenger RNA, 2211 nt
Organism: Manihot esculenta (cassava)
Lineage: Eukaryota; Viridiplantae; Streptophyta; Magnoliopsida; Malpighiales; Euphorbiaceae
Product: protein TRIGALACTOSYLDIACYLGLYCEROL 1, chloroplastic
Exons: 5
Coding region: 926-1978 (350 amino acids)
Biological process (GO): phospholipid transport
Cellular component (GO): ATP-binding cassette (ABC) transporter complex
Source: RefSeq, a predicted model, not a curated record
GAAGUUUGGGUAAUCUGGUCAUUUCGUCCAAAAUCAUUCGGCUGUCUCGCUAACUGUCUGCGACACACGGCUUUUCACUUUCUUCUUCUCUCACGAGUCACGAAUCAGGAGCCAAACGCCUGUGCUAGAGUUAGACGAGUGGAUAAAGAAAUAUAUUGUAGUUUCUGCUGAGAUUUUCAGCUUUUCUUCUCCUUUUCAACCAAAGCCCAACCUAGGAUACAUGUAUCUCAGUUUACAAGUUAGUGAACAACCUAGCAGUAGUACUAGAGACCACCAAUCCUCCCACCGUGCAAGAUCUCCUUCUCCCACCAAUACUUUUAUCCUUGUUAUUCUAUCUUUCCCUCCAAGCUUUGUUUUGAAGCCUCCUAUUCAGAACUCCUAGCAUGGCUGUGCUGGUGGUUCCAAAAUCUCCUAGCCUGGCUGUCGCUGAUUGUUCCCAAAGGACCCGUAAUGCGCAUUGUGUCCUAGAGUAUCUUCAUGUGCAUAGAGUGCUCCAGCAAUUAUCCUUGCCUCAUUGUUUUUCCUUUUACCCAAAGUUUCUAUCAAAUAGCACAUGCAAAUUUGACCAGCUGCCCCCUGGAGAAGCUGUGUGCUAUUGCAGCAUGUCAUGGAACAUCCACAUCUACUGGUGUAGAUGUGAAUGGGGCUGAAGCUGGAACCUUACGAGUGCAGUAGCAGUAAGGCCAUAGCCAUGGAUGAAAGGAAGAUAUUUUCACGGUCCUUGUUGGCCUUUGUUUUAUUGAAAGAAAAUAUUGAUUUUCAUAUGGGAUUUAGCAGAAUACAGGUCAAGUAAAUCAAUCAGUAUGGUGGAUGUAAUUCGUGUGCACUGAACUGGCCCCUGGGGAAGUUACUUCUGUUAAUAUCCUAAUUUUCUUUUUGUACAAACAUCUGAAAUCAGAUUAACAGAAAUUGGAGACAACCAAAUAUGCAAACGGCUUCAUCACAUCAUUCAAUUUUUUGCAUUUCUAACAGAAGAAGCCAUGUCAGGCCAAAUAUGUGGAUGGACAUUAAAACUGUAAACGCAAGUCAACUUAGCUUCAGUGUAGGAGCUCCUAUUUUCAAAAUUCUUUCACCUAAGCGACAAACCAAAUUGUUUGUGUCUCCCAACACAAAUGAUGGUCGCCCUUCUCCAUCUCUGCUAGAUGAAGAAACAAAUACUAAACAUGCACCUAGUUCUGAAACAGAGACAUUGUUGAGCAAAUGGUCACCGCCUGGGUACCUUUGGAAGGGAUUAUCAGUUCUUGUCUUGACAGGACAAGUAAUUAUCAGGACUUUAAAGGGAAACAUUCACUGGAGAAAUACUCUUCAACAGCUGGAGAGAGUUGGACCAAAGUCAGUUGGAGUCUGUCUCUUGACCUCUGCAUUUGUGGGAAUGGCUUUCACAAUUCAAUUUGUUAGAGAAUUUGUUAGACUAGGAUUGCAAAGAUCAGUUGGUGGUGUACUAGCACUAGCCUUUUCAAGGGAGUUGAGUCCCGUGGUCACAUCAAUUGUGGUUGCUGGGCGGAUUGGGAGUGCCUUUGCAGCAGAAUUGGGAACAAUGCAGGUUUCUGAGCAAACAGACACAUUGAGAGUUCUUGGAGCAAACCCUGUUGAUUAUUUAGUGACUCCAAGAGUGAUUGCAUGUUGUCUUGCUCUACCAUUUUUGACUUUGAUGUGUUUCACAGUAAGCAUGGCAUCCAGUGCUUUGCUAGCUGACGGCGUCUUUGGUGUAAGCAUUAAUAUGAUAUUUUAUUCAGCUAGGAAAGUACUUGGAUCAUGGGAUCUGAUCAGCGCCAUGAUCAAGUCACAGGUUUUCGGUGCGAUAAUAUCAAUUGUAAGUUGUGCUUGGGGAGUUACUACGUCGGGAGGCGCCAAAGGCGUUGGGGAGUCGACAACUUCAGCUGUGGUUAUCUCACUUGUUGGUAUCUUUAUUGCUGAUUUUGUACUAUCAUAUUGCUUCUUCCAGGGAGUUGGAGAUUCUCUGAAGAAUUCUAUGUGAUCAAUUGCACUUCACUGCCAGAUGAUAUGUAAGAAGAAAUCUUCUCUAUUAUUGGUUUAGGAGUAUUGCUUGUGCAUACAACUCAGAAUAGAAUCAUAGUGUUCACAUUUAGCAAUCAGAAUCAGUAUUGAUAAGUGAGAAGAGAAACUGAAAAGAAAACAAUAUUGGUCCUUGUUUUUGUGAAAGAUUUGCAUGCUUUGUCAAUAAUUGGCCAUUCAAUUCCUUUUCUCUCA